This is a messenger RNA of Serendipita indica DSM 11827, 579 nucleotides long. NCBI's taxonomy places the organism in Eukaryota, Fungi, Basidiomycota, Agaricomycetes, Sebacinales, Serendipitaceae. The record is from the annotation of a GenBank genome assembly.
AUGUCAGCCUCAAAGGCACUCGCGAGCAGGAGGAUUCAGGACUAUCGAUAUUUUGUCGUAUACCAAACAAACUGGAACGACAACGACCAGUAUAGCCACCUGAACAACUCGGUCUACAACUUUCUCUUCGACACUGUUAUCAACAAAUACCUCGUCGAACACGCCGGAAUCGAUCCGUCACCGGUGCGGGAGGGCAAACGAGGCGAGAGUCCCAUUGGACUCGUCGUAGAAUCUCACGCCGCUUUUUUCCGAUCCCUCGGAUUCCCAAAUCGACUCUUAUUGGCCAUGAAGGUGGUAAAGAUUGGCCAAAGUAGCGUACAAUACGAAGUUGGCAUCUUCGGACCGCUCAAAGCUGCCGCCUCUGGAUUCGACAGGACUUCAAACCUAGUAAUAGAUCCGAGGGAUGCGGAAGUCUGGGCGGAUAGUCUAGACGAGCAGACGGUCGCCGUCGUAGGAGGGUUUACCCACGUCUUUGUGGACAAGGAGAAGAGAAAGUCACUCAAGCAGCUGCCGGAGAGCUUACGAGCAGCAUUGGACCGACUGGUUGUUCAGCCGAGUCGGCAGGAAGCGCGACUGUAG